GGGAGCGGCCACCCCCCUAGCUGGUGGCAGUGGUACUCUUGUCUCUCCCGACCCCCCAGAGGGCCCUUGAUCCUCAGGAGCCCACAGGGUCGGGACCCGAGGAUGCGCAUCCUCGGCGCGGGCCCUCGGCCGGGGCCGGGGCCGCCCCGCAGCGGAAGCGCCUGCCCCGGGCCGGGCGCCGAGGACCCCCUGGGGCUGCUCUUCGUGCUGCGGCGCUGGCAGUCGCUGCUGCCCGCGCCACACCUGGGCAGGCGGGCGCUGGUGCGCGUGCUCGACGCGGAGGACGGCGAGGGCGGCGGGGCCCGAGCCAGAGGUGAGGGCGGCGGGGCCGGCGCCGGAGCCGGGGCGCCGGUGGAUGCCCGUGCGGUGGCCUCUUGCUUCGGCUGGGAGUCGGUGGUGCUGCUGUGGCGGGGCGCGGGGGCCGCGGGGGGCGGGUACUGCCUGCAGGCGGCCGCCGCAGCAGCAGAGGGCGGCGGCGGCCUCGGCGGCCAGCUGGGCAGCCCGAGCCCGUCGCAGCAGUGCGGCAGCUGGCUCGCGCUGCGCCUGAAGCUGCCGAGGAUCUCCUUCCUGGUCCUGGGCGCACGGGCGGCGGCGGCGACGGCACUCAUGCGGGGCGACAGGCACGCCCUGCCCAGGAUCGUGAGCGUGCCGUGCGAGGUCGCGGGGGACCUCACGAGCUGGAGGGGCUACCUGCUGGCGGCCCGCGUGGGCGCCAGCUGCAUCUUCCGCCUCAGGCACUACGGGACCAGCAAGUCGCUGCCGCUCUUCUCCAACGAGGUCGUGCCGCUGGGGCCCUUCAAGAGCGUGUCCCGCCUGUUCGUCCGCCUCGCCGACCGCGGCGACAGGCCGACGGACAUGGGGACGCUGGACAUGAUGAUGAGUUUCGCCCGCCACCCGGACAUGGAGGCGUCCUGGCCGCUCGGCGUGCUCACUGUGCGCCUCGCCCUCGCCCUCUUCGUUGGCGAGGGCCAGACGGGCCUCUACCAGCUCCACGGCGUCGGAGAGGUCGCCGAGGAGCUUCGCACUGGCAGGGCCCUCACUUCCUCGCACCAGCCCGACCUCCGCUCCAUGCUGGAGCAGGGCCAGAAGGGCGCCCCGCUGGAGCCCCCCGUGGCGCCGCUGUUCCUCUCCGGGUGCGACUUCGUGGCCGCGGUGCGCAGCACCUGGCCGCUCUUCGAGGUGCUCGACGCGCUCAGCCGGCGGCUCUGGCCGCCCGGGCCCGGCGGCGCCGAGGUGGUGCCCGACGGUGAGCUGCUCCAGGAGCUGGCCGCGCAGGGCGUGCUGGCACAGACCCGGCUGGCCCUCGACUCCGCGCUGGCCGCUGCGGCGGAGCGGAACGGGUCGCAGAUGGACAGGA
Prorocentrum cordatum is the source of this 1357-nucleotide messenger RNA. NCBI's taxonomy places the organism in Eukaryota, Dinophyceae, Prorocentrales, Prorocentraceae. The record is from the annotation of a GenBank genome assembly.